UUUAUUAUACCUCCGUCUUUUGGCAAUACACACCCUCACACCUCACCCUCAGAGGGGCAGUACAAUGUAGGGUUUAGAGUAUGAACUUGAGGGGCGCCUGGCUGGCUCAGUCCGUAGAGCAUGCAACUCUUGAUCUGGGGGUUGUGAGUUCGAGCCCCAUGUUGGGUGUAGAGAUUAUUUAAAAUCUAAAAAAAAAAAAAAAGGUAUGGACUUGAUAGACUGAAUUUAAAUCCAUCCUUGUUAUUUAUAAGCUGUAUGACGUGGGGCAAGUCAAUUAACUUGUGUUUCAGGUUCACAUCAGAAAAAUGGGAAAAAUAUGAGUGCCUAUCUCAAAAAGGCUUUUGUGAGGAUUAAAUGAGUUAAUAUGCAUAAAGAACUUUUUUAAAAAAUGUGUCCAGGGGUGCCUGGGUGGCACAGUCGGUUGAGCAUCCUACUCUUGGUUCCAGCUCAGGUCAUGAUUUCAGGGUCAUGGGAUUGAGCCCCACGGCAAGCUCCAUGCUCAGUGGGGGGUCUGCUUGAAAUUCUCUCUCCCCCCCUGCCCCUCCCCUGCUCAUGCUUGCACACUCUCCCUGUCUCUCUCAAAUAAAUAAAUAACCCUUUUUUUUUAAGUAAGUAAAUAAAUAAGGGUCCAACAUAUAUCAAUUACUUAUCAUUGCUGUGUAGGUAUUAUUAUCCAAAAUGUGGGCCUGCUUCCUGCUAUAGUUGCAUGUGUCGCAGUAUACUGUGCCCCUUUGGAUGCAUUAUUUUAUUCACUUCUCCCGUUCCUCUUAUAGGUGACUGCCAUCCUCAUUUCACAGAGGAGGCAUAUGAAACUAUAAGAGAUUCAGUAACUUGCCCAAGGCCACACAGCUAGCCAAUGGGAUCUAUACCUGGAUCAGCUCUACUCCAGAGAUGGACCCUUAAGAACCACUCUGUGCUACCUCUCUUGCUAAAUGCCCACUCCAAAGUUAAGACCUCCACCCCUCCUCUCCCUCCAGGGCAUCAAGGAUCUGCCAGUGUGAGAGACUCAUCGUCACAAGGCCAUCACCAAGGGGCUCCCUGCCCCUAGGCUGCCAGUCCACAGCAUGCAGGAAACCCUAGCAACAUCGACACUGUCGGCACCCAGCCGAUCCUCAAUCUCCACGCAGGAAAGGUUCUCCACUGCAGGCCAAACUUCGAGCACAGGCCCUCAGCCCUCAAGGCCCUCAAUUAUCCCACCCCCCAGCAAGUCCAAGGGCUGGAAUUCUGGGACCAAAGUACGUUGGAUGCGCAGGAUCAUAGCUGAGGAUCCCGAGUGGUCACUGGCCAUCGUGCCCCUCCUCACAGAGCUCUGCAUUCAGCACAUUGUCAAGAACUUCCAGAACAACCCUAUCCUGAAGCAGCUGCUUCCAGAGCACCAGCAGAAGGUGCUGAGCCACUUGUCACCCGAGCUGCCGCUGGCUGUGACCGCCAACCUGAUCGACGACGAGAGCUACUGGCGCCGCUGCUGCCUGCAGCGCUGGCCCGUGUGCCAAGUGGCCAGGCAUGGCGGCAGCUGGAAGCGCCUGUUCUUCGAGCGGCACCUGGAGAACCUGAUAAAGCACUUCAUCCCAGGCACCACGGACCCCGCGGUGCUCCUCGACCUGCUGCCGCUCUGCCGGAGCUACGUGCGCAGGCUGUGCGUGGAUCAGCUCCUCCCGCCCGUGCAGCCGCCCGCCCCACCCCGCAGCGGGGAGCUGUCCGACUCGGGCAGCGAGGGGGAGACGGAGGAGCCCGCCACUGACCACUACCAGCUGCGCGACCUGGUGGCCGGCCUGAGCCACCUGGAGGAGCUAGACCUGGUGUACGGGGUCAAGGACUGCGGCAUGAACUUCGAGGGGAACCUCUUCCUCUUCACCUAUCGGGACUGCCACUCCCUGGCGGCCACCAUCAAAGCAUGCCACACCCUCAAGAUCUUCAGGCUGACCCGAAGCAAGGUGGACGACGACAAGGCACGCAUCCUAAUUCGCAGCCUCCUGGAUCACCCAGCCCUUGAGGAGCUGGACCUGUCACACAACCUCAUCGCGGACCGGGGAGCACGUGCCGCAGCCAAGCUGCUGAGCCACAGCCGCUUGCGUGUGCUCAACCUGGCCAACAACCGGGUGCGGGCACCUGGUGCCCAGUCUCUGGCUCACGCCCUAGCACACAACACCAACCUCAUUUCCCUCAACCUGCGCCUCAACUGCAUUGAGGAUGAGGGUGGCCAGGCACUUGCCCACGCCUUGCAGACCAACAAGUGCCUCACAACACUGCACCUCGGUGGCAACGAGCUGUCUGAGCCCACCGCCACGCUCCUCUCCCAGGUGCUCUCCGUCAACACCACGCUCACCAGCAUCAACCUGUCCUGCAACCACAUCGGGCUGGACGGCGGGAAGCAGCUCCUGGAAGGCAUGUCGGACAACAAGACCCUCCUGGAGUUUGACUUGCGCCUGUCAGAUGUGGCCCAGGAGAGCGAGUACCUCAUUGGCCAGGCCCUCUGUGCCAACCGGGAAGCUGCCCGCCAGCGGACCUUGAAUCCCAGCCACUUCAUGUCACCAAUCGUCACCAAGGGCCCUGAGAACCCUGCACGAUAAGG
Mirounga angustirostris (Northern elephant seal) is the source of this 2572-nucleotide messenger RNA. RefSeq names its product t-complex-associated-testis-expressed 1 (gene TCTE1). Gene Ontology annotation, molecular function: protein binding. Lineage: Eukaryota; Metazoa; Chordata; Mammalia; Carnivora; Phocidae. The coding region runs from base 1065 to 2570 and encodes 501 amino acids. The record is from RefSeq and is a predicted model, not a curated record. The transcript has 4 exons. Gene Ontology annotation, biological process: microtubule-based movement.